AUGUUGGCUCGUUCCCUGGUGUUGGCUCGUGGAGAUGCGGUGUGGCUGGCAUCACGUGCUGCUUCAUCUGCCCCACCAUCGAAACCAACCGGCAAGAGAGUGAAGACCUUCGAAAUUUAUCGUUACAAUCCUGAUAAACCGGGAUCGAAACCAGAAAUGAAGAAGUAUGAUGUCGACCUGAACGAAUGUGGAUUCAUGGUUCUGGAUGCGCUCAUCAAAAUCAAGACAGAAAUAGAUCCCACUCUCACCUUCAGAAGGAGCUGCCGUGAGGGGAUUUGUGGAUCAUGCGCGAUGAAUAUUGGCGGACAAAACACGUUGGCCUGUAUCUGCAGAAUCGAUCGUGACACGAGUAAAUCAACCAAGAUUUACCCGCUUCCUCACAUGUUCGUUGUCAAAGACCUUGUUCCUGAUAUGAACCUGUUUUACGAACAGUACAGAUCAAUUCAGCCAUGGCUUCAAAAGAAAUCGAGUCUUACUUUAGGUGAAAAGCAGCUAUUUCAGAGUAUAAAGGAGCGUGACACAUUGGAUGGACUGUACGAAUGUAUUUUGUGCGCUUGCUGCUCCACAUCUUGUCCGUCGUAUUGGUGGAACGCCGAUAAAUAUCUGGGACCAGCUGUUCUCAUGCAGGCCUACAGAUGGAUCAUAGACUCCCGUGAUGAUUACGCCAUGGAACGUCUUCACCGUAUGCACGACUCUUUCUCCGCCUUCAAAUGUCACACUAUCAUGAAUUGCACGAAAACAUGUCCUAAGAACCUGAAUCCAGCGAAGGCUAUCGGCGAGAUAAAGUCGCUGCUAACUGGCAUGAAAACGAAGCCGGCACCAGAACCAGCAAAAUUCUAA
Molecule: messenger RNA, 840 nt
Organism: Angiostrongylus costaricensis
Lineage: Eukaryota; Metazoa; Nematoda; Chromadorea; Rhabditida; Metastrongylidae
Source: the annotation of a GenBank genome assembly